Messenger RNA from Gastrolobium bilobum, 651 nucleotides. Its product is annotated as LOB domain-containing protein 19-like. Gene Ontology annotation, cellular component: nucleus. The transcript has 2 exons. Gene Ontology annotation, biological process: positive regulation of DNA-templated transcription; hormone-mediated signaling pathway. The record is from RefSeq and is a predicted model, not a curated record. Bases 1 to 651 code for a protein of 216 amino acids. Lineage: Eukaryota; Viridiplantae; Streptophyta; Magnoliopsida; Fabales; Fabaceae.
AUGGAUUGUGGAGGUAAAAUUGGUGGAAGUGAAAGAAGUGGGCCUUGUGGUGCUUGCAAAUUCCUGAGGAGAAAGUGUGUGAAGGGUUGCAUAUUUGCACCAUACUUUGACCCUGACCAAGGAACUGCUCAUUUUGCUGCUGUGCAUAAGGUUUUUGGUGCUAGCAAUGCCUCUAAGUUACUCAUGCGUAUCCCAGUUCAUAAACGUCUUGAUGCUGUUGUUACUCUCUGCUAUGAGGCUCUGGCUAGGGUUAGAGACCCUGUUUAUGGUUGUGUUGGUCACAUCUUUGCUCUUCAACAACAGGUCAUGAACUUGCAGGCAGAGUUAACAUAUGUUCAGGCCCGUCUUGCCACCAUGCAGCGCCUACCAAUCCCAGUAGCUCCUCCUCCUCUUCCACACCUUCAAAGUUCUUCACCAACAAGUCUUCAUUCUUCCUCAGAUCACUUGGCAUCAAAUGCUGACAUGCAAAUUGCCUCUAACAUAUCCAUGCACUUUGAUCCUCUCCAACCACAUUCAACAUCAUUUGACUUAAGCAGCUUUUUCAAUCCAUCAGAUCAACAACUCGAGGAUGGGGAACUCCGUGUUUUGGCUCGAGAAUUUGUGUCCAGGUACUUGCCUGGAGUAAGAUUCCAGCCACCUAAUUCUCACUGA